Leptosia nina is the source of this 231-nucleotide messenger RNA. Lineage: Eukaryota; Metazoa; Arthropoda; Insecta; Lepidoptera; Pieridae. The record is from the annotation of a GenBank genome assembly.
AUGGAGCACGACGUAAAUGGUAAAGUUGGUAAAAAACGUGAUUUAAGCUCCAAGCAAUAUUCGCUCUACGACGAUCCGGUACCUGGGUGCAGCUGGAUGGACCCUUACCAGUACCAAAACAUUAAUGAAGCUAGGAGCACUAAUUCCUCAGAUGAGUAUCUGAAAAUGGCAAUCCCUGAAUCCCUGAAGGAUAUGGAUGAUAGAGAAUGGUGUGGCCUAAACUCUGAUUAG